Alexandromys fortis (reed vole) is the source of this 474-nucleotide messenger RNA. RefSeq names its product keratin-associated protein 9-1-like. Gene Ontology annotation, cellular component: keratin filament. Lineage: Eukaryota; Metazoa; Chordata; Mammalia; Rodentia; Cricetidae. The transcript has a single exon. The coding region runs from base 1 to 474 and encodes 157 amino acids. The record is from RefSeq and is a predicted model, not a curated record.
AUGGCCCUCUGUUGCUGCCCACCUUGCUGUGAGCCAUGCUGCUGCAAGACCACCUGCUGCAAGACCACCUGCUGCCAGCCUUGCUGCUGUGAAUACAGCUGCCCUGAGUCCCUCUGCUGCCAGCCUUGCUGUCUCCCAUGUUGCUGCAGCAUACUCUGCUGCGAGCCCUGCUGCUGUGUGCCUGCCUGCUGCCAGCCCUGCUGCUUAAAGCUUUGCUUGUGUGUGCCCACCUGCUGUGAAAGCACCUGCUGCAAGACCACCUGUUGCAAGCCAACCUGUGUGACCAUCUGCUGCGUGCCCACCUGCUGCCAACCCUGCUGCUGCCAGCCCUGCUCCUGCCAACCCUGCUGCUGCGUGCCCACCUGCUGCCAGCCCUGCUGCUGUGUGCCCAGCUGCUGCAAGGACACCUGUUGCAAACCAACCUGUGUGACCAUCAGCUGCAGCACACCUUGCUGCCAACCCUGCUGCUGCUGA